AUGUCGGGUGCACCUUCGCCUACUAAGCCUCUGCGCGUGGGUCUCAUUGGCGGUGGUCGCAUUGGAAAAGUGCAUGCGCAAAGCCUCCAGCGCGCGGGUGCUAUUGUUGCUAUGGUCGCUGACCCCAUUGGAGACGUGGCGCAGACAGUGGCCGCCGAGUUUGGCAUCUCGCGCUGGACGAAGAACACUGCUGAGACAUUCUGCGAUCCAGACAUUGACGCUGUGGUCAUCUGCUCGCCGACGGCGCAGCACGCAGAGCAGAUCAUCGAAGCGGCGAGACACAAGAAGCAAAUCUUCUGCGAGAAGCCCGUUGCUUUCAGCGUUGAUGCGGUCAACGAGGCCAUCAAAGCGACGGAAGAUGCUGGCGUGAAGCUCAUGAUUGGCUUCAAUCGUCGCUUCGAUGCCAACUUUGCGCGCAUGAAGCAAGCGAUCGAUUGUGACGAGAUUGGCAAGGUCAAUAUGCUGCGCAUCACAAGUCGUGACCCCAGUGCCCCGCCCAUCGAGUACGUCAAGGUGUCGGGUGGACUCUUUCAUGACAUGACCAUCCACGACUUUGACAUGGCGAGGUUUCUUGUGGGCGACGAAGUAGAUGAGGUCUACGCAAUGGCACAAAGCGUGAACCCGGAAAUCGCGGCAGUAGGCGACGUUGACACUGCUGUGGUGCUACUGAAAUUCCGUGGCGGCGUCAUCUGCUACAUUGAGAACAGUCGGGAGGCGGUGUACGGAUACGACCAGCGCGCAGAGGUUCUAGGCUCGAAGGGGUCGGUGGCGUGCGACAACAAACAUUCGAACCAGGUGGUGGUGUCCACGCAUGAAAGCGUACGUCGUGACUUGCCGCUGCACUUCUUCUUAGAGCGUUACAUGGACGCGUAUGUGGCGGAAAUGGAGGCUUUCAUCCGUGUGUGCACCACUGAUAGCGUUCCAGUUCCUGUUGAUGGUCGUGAUGGUCGUGAGGCUUUGUUGCUGGCAUUGGCGGCAGACAAGUCGCUCGCUGAGAAGCGGCCUGUCAAAAUGGAUGAGUUGCGGUAG
Hyaloperonospora brassicae is the source of this 1029-nucleotide messenger RNA. The record is from the annotation of a GenBank genome assembly. Lineage: Eukaryota; Oomycota; Peronosporomycetes; Peronosporales; Peronosporaceae.